AACCCCAAAAACCCAUCAACUUGACACAUUACACAAAACAUACGCUCUCUCUUCUCUUUUUCCAAAUUUUUCUUACUCUCUUUAUUUUCAAAUAUCUUUCCAAUAACUUGCCCUCCUAACUAAAUUGCAGGCCUUGCUAAAUUUCUUUUUUUAUUGUUGGUAAUAAUAAUAAUAAUAAUAAUAUUGUAAUAAAUAUUUAUAUUUAUUACUCUUACUCUUUAUUCAUUUAUUAGUCGUCUCCCAUUUUAUUCCCAUUUUCAGACGGCCAAACAAAAAACAAAUUUAAUAAUUAAUUCUUCUGAAACUACAAAUUCCCCACUUUUUAUAAUUCAAUUCAAUUUUUGUUCGUGUUUGAGUUGAGGGCCUCCAAUUUCUACCGUCCUCCAUCUUUCUAGGGUUUUAUUCUUCUUUGUUAUUUCAUGGGGUUUUGAAUUUCAAAUUUUGAAUUCCUGUUUUCCUCAUUUCAAGACAAGGGAUCAAAAUCAGUCAACACAUUUGAAGAGAGAAAAGCUGGUAGCGGUUUUGAACGGAGUGGAAAUUUGUUGAUAGCUAUUUGGCCAACAAUAUGGCUACUGGAAGUCCAUAUCUUGAUGAUGUGAGGGGGAAGCCUGAAGUUAUCGACCCUCCCUCGACUGAAGAUAUGAUUGAUGUUGUAGAAAAUGUGAUGGAUACUGCACAAAGUACUAUUAAACCAAAUCCAAUUGUGUCUAGCAGUGUUUAUGAGCUGCUGGAGUGCCCAGUGUGCCUAACUGCCAUGUACCCUCCAAUCCACCAGUGCUCAAAUGGCCACACAAUAUGUGCUAAUUGCAAGCCCAGGGUACACAACCGGUGCCCAACUUGCAGACAUGAACUUGGUAAUAUUAGAUGCCUUGCCCUGGAGAAGGUGGCUGCAUCCCUUGAACUUCCAUGUAAAUAUCAAAGUUACGGAUGUGUGGGCAUAUAUCCUUACUAUAGCAAGCUGAAGCAUGAGCCCCAAUGUUCCUUUAGACCCUAUAGCUGUCCUUAUGCUGGAUCAGAAUGCACUGUCAUUGGUGAUAUCCCUUACCUGGUGGCCCACCUUAAGGAGGAUCAUAAAGUUGACAUGCACAGUGGCAGUACAUUCAACCACCGCUACGUGAAGUCAAAUCCCCAUGAGGUCGAAAAUGCUACUUGGAUGCUUACGGUCUUCAGUUGCUUUGGACAGUACUUUUGCCUUCAUUUUGAAGCAUUCCAGCUUGGUAUGGCUCCUGUCUACAUAGCCUUCUUACGAUUCAUGGGGGAUGACAAUGAGGCAAAGAACUAUAACUACAGCCUUGAGGUAGGAGGAAAUGGAAGAAAGUUGUGCUGGCAAGGAGUGCCAAGGAGCAUCAGGGAUAGCCAUCGCAAGGUUCGUGACAGCUUUGAUGGCCUCAUUAUCCAGAGAAAUAUGGCUCUUUUCUUUUCAGGCGGUGAUAGGAAGGAAUUAAAACUGAGGGUAACUGGUAGGAUUUGGAAAGAACAGUGACUUAAGUUUUCUUGAAAGUCUUCCGUUAGAAUUAGCUUCUCCUUGUAGUAUCACUAGGAAAGUCUUCUGUUCGUGUAUUUUCGUGUGUGUAAAAUGGCAAACUCUCUUUGCUGGCUUAUGCAUCAAAUACAUGACUGAGACAAUGUUAUGUUGUUCAUGUGAAAAGUGUUGAAUCCUUAUCUUUUUUUUGGCAAAAUGUCAAAUAUGCUUCAUUUUUGUGUGUGGAUCGACAUGAAAAACAUAUUUGGCAGGUCA
Molecule: messenger RNA, 1738 nt
Organism: Chenopodium quinoa (quinoa)
Lineage: Eukaryota; Viridiplantae; Streptophyta; Magnoliopsida; Caryophyllales; Amaranthaceae
Product: E3 ubiquitin-protein ligase SINAT5-like
Exons: 5
Coding region: 566-1483 (305 amino acids)
Biological process (GO): ubiquitin-dependent protein catabolic process; multicellular organism development
Cellular component (GO): cytoplasm
Molecular function (GO): protein binding; ubiquitin protein ligase activity; zinc ion binding
Source: RefSeq, a predicted model, not a curated record